CCACUCCAUCAUAAAUUGGAGUCUCCAAAAGAUAAAAGCUUUGUGUGGAGAAUUAUAUAACACACACAUCAUAUUCCCCCACCUUCACUUCAAUAGCAAAAUUUUAAGGUAAAUUUGAGCAAGAAGACCGGGCCAAUGAUCGGAAAACUUUCCGAAUUGCUGGUUUCCGGCCACCGCGGAGGGUUUCUCGACGUCGGCACGAGCCCGAGAAGCCCAUUAGACCUCAAGAUGCAAUCCCCUAGAGGUCUAAAGAACUAUGAUCUUGGUGGGGUUGGAUUGGGAAUAGUUGCGGCCUUGGACAAGUCCGGGGACUACAAUAAUAAAAUUGGAGGAGAUGUUCUAGCAAAGUAUGCAAUUUGCAGCUCUAAUCGCAACCGGUCGAAUCCGAUCCCGGUGAAUCCCGGUGGCGACAGAUUUAGUGUUGCUGCCUCGAGGGGUUGUGAUCAAGAGUUUGAGGAAGAAAGUUCCGAGAAUUAUACUUACGUGACAUGUCGUGGACCAAACAAUAAGUCCUUCACCAAGGUGUACUAUGAUGGAGGUGAUUAUAAUGGAAAAUCUAGAAAAAAUAACCAAAGUAAUAAUUUUGGUAUUUUUAAUCUCCCAACAACAAGAAGGUCCCCAGAAGAAUUUUCCGCUUUUCCCACCUCGGAUUUUCUCAGUUCUUGCCAUUUGUGCAGGAAAAAACUCCACGGCAAAGACAUAUACAUGUACAGAGGAGAAAAGGGAUUUUGUAGCGCGGAAUGUCGAUCGAGCCAAAUCAUGAUGGAUGAACGUAAAGAACAACAGUGCAGAUCAGAGGCAUCAAGAUCUGUGGAUCAUGUUGUUUCAAGCUCAUCUUAUUCGAGAGGCCAAAUUUUCUCAAGUGGUAUUGUUGCCAUCUAGCAGUAGGAGAUCAACAAAGGAAAUUAAUGACUACUAUAUAGUUCUUUUUAUACGCGGAUAUACUUUUCUUAUACGUUAAUAUGAGAGCGGAUCAGCUUUAAGCUGCUAACCAACCCCCCCUCCCCCAAAAAAAAAAAAAGAGAAAUUUUGCUGGAGUACAAAGAUUGAUCAAACUUAUAUGUUGUAAUAUGAGAAUCAAUAAACUUUUUUUUUUCUGUGAU
This is a messenger RNA of Morus notabilis, 1103 nucleotides long. Its product is annotated as protein MARD1. The transcript is spliced from 2 exons. NCBI's taxonomy places the organism in Eukaryota, Viridiplantae, Streptophyta, Magnoliopsida, Rosales, Moraceae. The coding region runs from base 136 to 882 and encodes 248 amino acids. The record is from RefSeq and is a predicted model, not a curated record.